AUGGAACUUUCAUUUCAAGAUAUCGUACAAAUUCUUGCGACACUAUCGGCAUUGUCCAUGUGUGCAAGUCCAUUGUCUGCAAUUACUCGAAUCAUUCGACAACGUGAUGUGAAAAAUGCAUCCAUUCUACCAUUUGCAACGUUGUGGGUUUGUAAUCACAUUUGGAUGUUGUACGGUUACGUCGCAGGUAACCUCUUUCCUGUCUUUACAACAUAUGCUAUUGGAGAUGCUCUAAGUGUCAUCUAUCUCGCAAUAUACCUUCGCUAUACAACAAAUUACAAGAUUGUCAUCACGAUUUGCUCGAUUGCAAUGUUUUGUAAUGCAGCAGUGACUUUUUACGUUAUGGUGGGGAUGAACGUAGAGCUCAAACAUUCAGAAGAUGCGAUGAUGACGGUGGUCGGUAUCAUUGCGAUCAUUUCCAGUCUUGCACUAUAUGCUUCACCCCUUUUAGAAAUCAAAGUGGUAGUACAAACACGGUCGUCGACUUCAUUGCCGUUUGCUAUGAUCCUCGCUGGAGUAAUCAACAAUCUCUUGUGGAUUCUAUACGGCAUUCUCGUCUUCGACUGGUUUCUAAUCGUCCCCUGUAGUGUCAAUGUAUUCUUUGGACUUGUUCAAGCGACGCUUUAUGGUGUAUUUCAUCCUUCUUGCUUUGGGACCGAACGAAGUGUCAUAUCAUGCAAUUCUCCAAAGGAUGACCUGACAGCGUUCAGUUACGCAGGGAUAGAGUCAACUCCAAUCGUCCAGACUGAAGUGAUCAAAGAAUGUCCAGAAUCUGUCACCAUUAUAAUCGACGAAAUUUCUUCAAACAGGUAG
Messenger RNA from Plasmopara halstedii, 813 nucleotides. RefSeq lists its product as hypothetical. Bases 1 to 813 code for a protein of 270 amino acids. Gene Ontology annotation, biological process: carbohydrate transport. NCBI's taxonomy places the organism in Eukaryota, Oomycota, Peronosporomycetes, Peronosporales, Peronosporaceae. The transcript is spliced from 2 exons. Gene Ontology annotation, molecular function: sugar transmembrane transporter activity. Gene Ontology annotation, cellular component: membrane. The record is from RefSeq and is a predicted model, not a curated record.